Messenger RNA from Ostreobium quekettii, 501 nucleotides. The record is from the annotation of a GenBank genome assembly. NCBI's taxonomy places the organism in Eukaryota, Viridiplantae, Chlorophyta, Ulvophyceae, Bryopsidales, Ostreobiaceae.
AUGAAGCCCUUCCUGGUGGCCGCUGUCCUCAUGUGCACAGUCGCAUGGGCCUCCGCUCAGGACUUCCCAGACGACAUCGGACUGUGCGGCGAGGGCGUGUGCAUGGUGACGCCCGUCAUCAAGGACGACCAGGGCGACGCCAUCGGCGUCGGCCCCGUGAGCGCCACGGUGGCCCAGGACACCCCGGGGGGCUACCCGGCCGUCAUUGCGCUGUGUGGGAGGGGGCGGUGCAUCACCGUGCCGGUCAUGGCGGAAGGCAUGACGCAAGACGAGGCGGUCGAGGCGGAGGGCGUCGCCGCUGCCGGGGACUGGCCCGACAGCAUCGGCCUCUGCGGCCAGGGCCAGUGCAUGGUCACGCCCGUGAACAAGAACGACGCCGGGGUUGGCAUCUCCGUCGGCCCCGUGCCCUCGGACAACCUGGGCGCCGCGGGGGACUACCCGGAGUUUGUUGGACUGUGCGGCCGGGGCGUCUGCGCGGCUCUGCCGGUGGUCUCUUCGUAA